CUCAGUGCGCAAGUCGCACACUCAACGUGUGAGAGUUGGCAGCCCUGCUGUGACCCUCUAUUAUUUAUCUGCACUUUAGCUGUAGCUGUAACAUGAUAUUCUACACUCUCCACUCCUCUAGCUUUCUUUCCUCCCUGCAGGCUGAAGAAAUGUCUUAACAUGAAACGUCACCUGUCCAUGUUUUCCAGGAAUGCUGCCUGACCUGCUGGGUUAUUCAAGCUAGAGGAUGUUGGCUGAACACAGAGGGCCCCAAGCUAUAGGAGAGUUGGCAGGCUAGGACUUUAUUCCUUCGAGCGCAGCCACUCAGGAGGAUGAGGGGUGAUCUUAUAGAGGUGGGUAUAAAAUCAUGAGAGGAACAGACUUGGGUAAAAUCCAGUGUCUCUUGCGCAGAGCAGGGAAAUUGAGAACCAGAGGACAUAAGUUUAAAAUGAGGGGGAAUAGAUUUAAUAGAAACCCGAGGGGUUAUGUUUUUACACUAAGGCCAGGGGGUAUAUGAAAUGAGCUGCCGGAGGAGGUAUUUGAGGCAGCUAGUAUCGCAACAUUUAAGAAACAUUUAGACAGGUACUUAGAUAGGACAGGUUUCACAGGUCUUUUAUUGUCACAUGUAACAAUUAAGGUACAGUGAUUUGUGAAUUACCAUACAGCCAUACGGAAAAAAAAAGCAAGACAUACAUAAAAGUUAACAUAAACAUCCACCACAGCAGAUUCCCCACAUUCCUCACAGUGAUGGAAGCUAGAAAAGAGGGAUAUGAGCCAAACGCAGGCAGGUGGGACUAGCAUAGAUCGGACAUGUUGUUCGGUGUGGGCAAGUUGGGCCGAAGGACCUGUUUCCAUGCUGUAUGACUCUGACUCCAGCAUUAUCUUUUUUGUUAAUCAGCAUCUGCAGUUCCUUGUUUCUACCUUCUACACUGUUUAUUUUCUCUUUAACUGCCUGAUAUACCUGUGUAUGUUAUGAUCUGCAUGGAUAGCACACAUAACAAAGCUGUUUACUCCACUACACAUGAUAAUAAUAAACUAAUACCAAUCUGUAAAGGGAGAAACAAUUGACAUCUUAGGCUGAAAAAAUCCCCAGCCAUUCCAUGUACCAGAGGGAUACUGGCAUAGGCAUGUUGUAAAUGAGUGGACACAAUUAUGACUUUCAAGACAUCUCGACAGAUAUGUGGAGAGGAAGGUGGACUGUUGGGGCCUAACACAGGCAAGUGGGACUUGCACAAAUAGACAUCUUGGUGGGCAAGGGCACGGUUGGGGCAAAGGGGGUGUUUCCUUGCUGUAUGACUAUUAAUCUGCUCCAUGCUGUUCUAUCAAUCAUUGAUUCAACUGUGUAGGAAGGAACUGUAGAUGCUGGUUCAAACCAAAGAUAGAUACAUAAAGCUGGAGUAACUCAGCGGGACAGGCAGCAUCUCUGGAGCGAACGAAUGGGUGAUGUUUUGGGUCAGACUCGUCAGGGGAAAGGGAAAUGAGAGAUGGUAGACGAUGAUGUAGAGCAGGGUCGGCAUCAAAGAUCUUUGACCACAGCUCUGCGCUGCUCAUCGGCCCCGCCAUUGCACCACCAAGCCUCGGGCCCGGGAGGUACCGGAGAUGACACAAGUCUGCAGGCCGUGUGAUUUCGGGUUACGAGCCGCAUUCGGCCCGGGGGCCUUAGGUUGCCGACCCCCUGAUGUAGAGAGAUAAAGAACAAUGAAUGAAAGGGCUGAACAAGGAUCUCGGCCCAAAACGUCACCUGUUCCUUCUCUCCAGAAAUGCUGCCUGUCCCGCUGGGUUACAUUUUGUGUCUGUGGGUAGGAAGUGUUUAGAUAAAAAUAUUUAUUGCGCUGCCGCAAGAAUUUCAUUGUUCCAUUUCGGGACAAAUGAAAUAAAACACUCGACUCUUGAAAUGGGAUUGGCUUAUUAUGCCAACUUGAUAGGCAUGGACAAGGUGGGCCGAAGAGCCAAUUUCCGUGCUGUACAGGAGGAGGAGAAGCAGGGAAUUGAGGAGUUUUUAAACGUUUGGUCCAGACUGUGCUGGCUAGUCAGGUGAUAAAAGUAGAUUUAACGUUAUGAAAUGAGUGUGGGGUUUUAAUGCUGCAAUGGGAAACCAUCUGACAAGUGUGCGUGUGUAUGUAUCCAGGGCGGGGCAGGGGGUGGUAGAUUCACUCAACAGGGGAGAGAGUAAGAGGCUGCGUUCCAGAUCGAGUAUUUCCAGCAAAGAACUAUAUGAUCUUGGUUUCUAGCCCCCUUGCUUUUAUUUUAGAUUUGCAACAUUUUGCAAUUGGUUUACAUCGUGUAGCCGUUACCAAGGGUGGGACACGUUUGCACCUUGCAAAGUUGCAACUGGAAGCUUGUUUAAGGCCGGUUUAAUCUCGCCCUUUGGUGCGUGAUCCAAUAUCCCGUUACUCCAUUUCGCUCAGCAAAACAAAACACAAAGUACUGGAGGAAUUCAGCUGGUCAGAUAAGGAAUGCUCAAGAUUUCAGCAUCUGUAGUUCAUGGUGUCCCAGUGUUAAUACAAGGAACUGUGCUGGAGUAAGUCAGCGGGCCAGGCAGCAUCUCAUGAGAACAUGGAUAGGUGACGUUUCAGUCUGAAGAAAAGUCCCGACACGAAAUGUCCUCUGACCAUUCCCUCCCUAGAUGUUGCCUGGCCCGCUGAGUUCCUCCACCACUUUGUGUCUUGCUCAAGAUUCCAGCAACUGCAGUUGCAGGUGUCCGCCUCAAUGAGUGCAUUAUGUAUCGGAGGGCAAUAAUUGACGAGCAGAAUGACUGACAAUCCCUUUGAGGCCGCUGGUGUAUUUUCGUUCAAACCGGGUUUAUAACGCCACUGUUCGCAGGCAGGCGGCGCCGAGCGACCGUCCAAUUCCAGGGAAGGGCUUUGAUUUUGUUACUGGGAACGGAACCCCGAAAGACCUCAGGAACAACUGGACACAUCUGGCAAAGGGUGUGAGCAGUCGCCUUGAAGAGCAACAUCUGCAGAGCACGGUGCAGGGGUUGCGUAAACCCUCGGCCACAACUGCUUCGAACAUGCUGGCGGAAAGAUUUGGGUCGUUGACUGAAGAUGAGGGUGUGGAAAUUCAGUCAAAGGCGCUCAGCGAGGGAGAUAUUACCGCUCCAUCAUCGAUUUUAGGAGUUCUGGGCAGUCCCUAUGUCUUGAAUUUUCACCCAAGUUUGAUGACAAAAUUUGCCUUUCCCAAAAACCGGAUGGAGGCUAUGGAAGUUACCUACAAUGCCCGGGCACGUCGGCUGAUUGUGCUGGACAGCAUGGGCUGUGUGAGCUGGAGCCUGAACGCAGUUGGUGGAGGCAAAAGGGAACUGGAGUUUCCCAAGCAAAUGUACAGCGUUCUGAAACAAAUUAUCCACUGCAGCAAGUUCAAUGUCUAUUUUGUCCUGGGAAAGGAUUGCUCCCUGAAGGUCUACAACAAGGAUUUCUAUGAGACCUUUGCAGUUCUCAACUCUGACAUGAAAGUGGUGAAGUCUAUCGUAUUUAACCCGAAGACCGAUGAGCUUAUUACUGGUGGCAUCGGUGGAGUCAAGUUCUGGAAGUACAAAGUUAACCCAAAGAGCACAAACAAGAUCGUGGCCAUGUCCAACUACGAACUUUUCUUGAGGGCGGACUACCCUGACAUGGGAGGGACGUGGGUGAAGAAGGUGUCCCUGGACGUGGGCAGCCAGCAUGUCUUCUGCUGCUCGCUCCAGGCCCUGUUCUGCUACGACACGGAGGGGAAGCUGCUGCUGAAGAUCCCCCAGCCCCACAGGUCAUCGCCCUCGGCCUGCCUCUACUCGCCCCACCAUAAGGUGGUGCUCACCUGCUCCGGAGACUGCCACAUUAACAAGUGGUCGAGGAAAGGGAUCCUUCUCCACAAGUUCACAGGUCACACCAAGGUCGUCACGAACCUGCUGCUUCACCCCGAUACCAGGGCGGUCUUUAUCUCCAGCUCCAAGGACGGCUCCAUCAGGUUCUGGUCCCUGGACACGUUGAACGAACUCUUCAGCAUGUCGGUGAUGGUGGAGGGCAUUGAGUGGAUGGGACUGACGGAGAGCUCCUGGCUGUACUGCUGCUCCCACCGGCAUUGCCACACCUAUGCCAUCAACCACUUCACCCACUUCUGGAACCACACCAGCAGCCCCGUCACCCACAUCGGCUUAGGCUCCGCCAAAGGGAAGACCACUCGAGUCACCGUCUUACAGGAAGAGAACAAUCUACACGUCAUGUCCCAGAGUCAAGGGGUGAACCUGUCUGUGGUGCUCCCACUGCCGAUAAGGACCCUGAUGCAGUACACCUACAACAGGAACAGGAACCUGGUCUUCUAUCUGGUGGAGCCUGUGGAGAUCUGGAUCUACACCAUCAAAACCAACCCAUCCUGCAGAAUCGCUGUGUGGAACAUUCCGGAAAUAGUCAGACAUGCCUACACCCCCAAUGAUGGCAAACCGUCGAGACGGAUAUCGCUUGCCAACGACACGCGCCUGUCUCCGUUUGACGAGAGCCUGUGGAAGGUUCCGGACUGUGCGUGCCGAUGUAUCGCCAGCCUCUCCUCACGCAUCCACUACCCGACCGGUGAGGGGACCGCAUGCGCUGACUCAGAGGAGUUUCUGCUCUUGGGCCUGGAGGAUGGACGGAUAUUCUUCGUGGAUACCGAGGUGGUGAACGUGCCCUACCACGACAUCCAAGCCCACGAGGGACCGGUAAUCUUUAUGCAGUCAAUCGUGGAUCAGAGCCAGUUGAUAUCGAUGGGUCAGGACACUGCAAACAAGUGUCUCAAGAUCUGGAGUCUACCCAAGUUGCAUCUUCUCCACGAUGUUAUCAUCCCAUUCUCCACGGUCAGCCUCUCGAUAAUAGGCAAGCACCUGUGUCUGGGGCUGGAGUGCGGGUCAAUCAUCUUCUCCAACUUCAUAGCCACCAGCUCCUGGCUACUUCCGGCAUCUACCACCACACCGCCAGAUUUCGACGAGAGGAGUGACUCGGACGAGAGGCAGACGGCGACUCUAACGGACAACGUAUUCACUGAUGCCUGCCCAAUGCAGAACAUCUUCCUGAGUUGCAGUGGUGAAGCCGUGAUUAAAGUCUGGGAUCUCCAGGGGUAUCUGCUGACUGAGAUAGUUCUCGAUCACACCCUCACCCACGCCAUCUUCCUCAAUGACACAGGAGAUAUCCUGAUGGGCUUCAAGCAGAAUCUCUUCCUCAUCCCUCACCACAAGCUGAUGUUUGAAGUGACAGACUACACGUCUGAUACAUCGGCCAGAGAGUCGGUUAUCUACGAGGACCCAGACAUUAUGGACGAAUACAAGGGGAUUCAAGCUCAGUCCCACAUGGAUAUAGAUACUUAUUUGACACCCUUCAUGUAUCAUGAUGUAUUGUCGGAUAUUCAAUCACUCACGUCCGAGCUGUUACCCACUGCAGAGGUUGCGGUCACCAACAUAGAGGCUUCUGGCGAAGUUCUGACCACCAUCAUGGAAACCAGUGCAUCUCCAGACACUGCACAACUGGAGCAGGUGGCAGAAGAGAGAAGUGGAGACAUCCUGCAAGAAGAUAGCUCGCUUACUGAUCUGGACAGGGUGCCCCAAACUACAUCGAUGGUCGACUUCGCAGAACUCAGUGAGACCGAGAUUGGCACAGUUGAGGAGAGCAGGGCUUCAUCCCUGGAAGACCUCAAGAAGCAGCUGCACCCCAGCCCAGCCGCAGUCACCAUCAACAGAGCCCCCAUUGCCGCUGUGGUCAACCUGGCCGACAGAUUUGAGCUGGCGAGAAGAGGUCUGAAGUUGGACCGGUUCUUCAUCGCCAACCCUGAGCGAGCCAGGACCUUCAGCCUGAACUCGAAGGAUAUCGUGCAGCCUCUCUUUCUGAAUAUUUAUGAGAACAAAACGAUUCUCCGAAAAAAGUCCAAGAAAAAUCGUAAAUCCCAAAUGAAGCCGAUAAAGAUCCCAGAAUCUUUCAAGAGCCAUAUGAAGAUCGUCACAGAGUCAGAGGCAGUAAGCUCAUCUGCGGUGUCGGAAGAUGAGUCAACAAAGCAUGUGCAGAGGGCGGAUAUCUCAGUGAUGGACUGGCUGAUGUCCGACAUGCAGAGGAAGGAGUCGCAGAAGAUCGUGCAGCAAGAGCGAGCGACGCUGGGCGAGGAGCGGCGGAUCGUGCAUCAGCUGCAGCGCAUUCACCGCCAGCGCAACCUCCCCGGCCAUGAGAACUGCAGCCAGGCACUCUCAAUGCAGCAAGUGGUGGAGUCACCAGUGGUACAGAGCGAGCCGCCGCCCCUCCAUCACCGCCUCUCCGGGAGGAUCCCCAUCCCGUCCACAAUCAAGUUCCGGUCGCUCUUCCCCACCCCCGUGCCAAAGACAAGGACCAAUCGCAUCAUCCCAUCCAUGGACCCACGCUACCGCAUGUUUGUCCUGGUGCGUGAGACCUAUGCUCCGCCGGAGAUGCCCAUUCCCAGCCGGCUGGAGGAGAGGUUGUUGAAGGAACGCUUCCCCAACUACAAGCUCCCGCUGAUGAAGCCCAAGCCCCAGCUGGUGGACAGGAAGAUCUACGGCCCCGGCAGCAUCGCUGCUCUGAUGCCUUCAUGCUCGAAGAAAUUUUAACAAAGGCCUCAUGGUGGCAGCACAGAGAUUGAAAUAUAUUCAACACCAAAUGACUAAAUAAAUGUGAACAAUUUCCCUUUGUUCCUUUUGUAGUUGUUAGUUUUGAUAUAAUGUGUUUCCAAGUCAAUUAUAUUUCAGGCCGUUAGCAUGACAAACCACCGGGGUCAGACACAGAGUGAAACCCGCUACACCGUCCCCACAGAGUUGGGAAGAACAAGUCCAUGGUCGUGCAAUAAAUUAAUUAUGAAAGUCUUAGACUGGGUAGACAGUUGGAAUCUUUACCCCAGGGUGGAAAUGUCAAAGACAAGAGGGCAUAGCAUUAUGUAAGGUCAGGGGUAAAGUUGAAAUGCUCCAGGGGCAACAGUCCCAGUGCAGAGAUAGGCACAAAGUACUGCAGGAACUCAGCAGGUCAGGCAGCAUCUCUGGAGAAAAAGGAUGGGUGCGGUUUAGAGUCGGGACCCUUCUUGAGAUUGAAAGUAGUGGGGGGGGUGGGUAAAGAACUGGAGGUGAGAAAAGUCCAGGACCAGUCAAGGCCAGACACAAAUGGGCGAUGCUGCCUGACCCGCUGUGUUACUCCAGCACUUUGUGCCUGUCUUUGGUAUAAUCCAGCAUCUGCAGUUCAUUUCUGCACUAAUGACCUCGGGCAGGGUGGUGCCUGGUAGGCCCAUCGUUGGCUUGGGGAGGUCUACCCAGCUUCUCCUUAUAACUCAAACCCUCCAGUUCUGGAAACAGGUUGGUGAGUGAAGAGGCGUGAACGGAGCCACGGAGGUUUCUGUUGGUGUCGGUGGUGGAGGACGAGACAGGGGGGAGGAUUUGAGUACAAGGAC
Messenger RNA from Leucoraja erinaceus (little skate), 7362 nucleotides. RefSeq lists its product as uncharacterized. NCBI's taxonomy places the organism in Eukaryota, Metazoa, Chordata, Chondrichthyes, Rajiformes, Rajidae. The transcript has 33 exons. Bases 2993 to 6535 code for a protein of 1180 amino acids. Gene Ontology annotation, molecular function: protein binding. The record is from RefSeq and is a predicted model, not a curated record.